Pteropus alecto (black flying fox) is the source of this 1962-nucleotide messenger RNA. RefSeq names its product selectin P (gene SELP). Lineage: Eukaryota; Metazoa; Chordata; Mammalia; Chiroptera; Pteropodidae. Gene Ontology annotation, molecular function: oligosaccharide binding; sialic acid binding. Gene Ontology annotation, cellular component: membrane; external side of plasma membrane. Gene Ontology annotation, biological process: heterophilic cell-cell adhesion; response to cytokine; leukocyte tethering or rolling. The record is from RefSeq and is a predicted model, not a curated record.
AUGAACCAGAGAGAAGUGGCAGCCUGGACCUACAAUUACAGUACCAACGCAUACUCAUGGAAUUUCUCCCGGAACUUCUGCCAGAAGUACUUCACAGAUUUAGUGGCCAUCCAGAAUAAAAAUGAGAUUGCUUACCUCAAUGACAUCAUACCUUACUAUAGCUCUUACUACUGGAUCGGGAUCCGAAAGAUCAAUAAUAACUGGACCUGGGUGGGAACCAAAAAGACUCUCACGAAGGAGGCUGAGAAUUGGGCUGACAACGAGCCCAACAACAAGAAGAACAACCAGGACUGCGUGGAAAUCUACAUCAAGAGUUUGUCGGCCCCCGGCAAGUGGAAUGAUGAGCCGUGCUGGAGAAGGAAGCGGGCAUUGUGCUAUACAGCCUCGUGCCAGGAAACGUCCUGCAGCGAAAAAGGAGAGUGCAUCGAGACCAUCGGCAGCUACACUUGCUCCUGCUCCCAGGGCUUCUACGGGCCGGAGUGUGAACACGUCAGAGAGUGCGGAGAACCUGAGCUCCCUCAACACGUGCUCAUGAGCUGUCACCACCCUCUGGGAAGCUUCUCCUUCAAGUCACAGUGCAGCUUCCACUGUGCCCCAGGGUACACACUGCGUGGACCCCACAAGCUGGAGUGUUUGGCUUCUGGAAUCUGGACCGAUAAGCCCCCACAGUGUGAAGCCACCCGGUGCCCACCCCUGAGGGCUCCUGAGCGAGGCAACAUGACCUGUCUCCAUACUGCAGAGGCUGCCCCGCACCAGCCCAGCUGCCGCUUCAGCUGUGACGAGGGGUCUGCACUGGUUGGGCCAGAGGUGGUGCAGUGCAUGGCCUCGGGGGAGUGGACAGCCUCAGCCCCGGUGUGCAAAACUAGAUGGAUACACCUGUGCAAAGGCAACUCCGUGGACCGUGUUCACCCCUUUGCUGCCUUUGCGUAUGGUUCCAGCUGUAAAUUAAAGUGUAGACCUGGCUGUGCAGUGCGGGUGGGACACUUUGCUGCACCCUUGCCAGCCUGUGAGGUUGUUGAGUGUGAGCCGCUGGGGAGUCCUGCCCAUGGAAGCGUGGAUUGUUCCCGGUCCUCGAGAGCAUUUCAGUACAACACCAGCUGUAGCUUCCGCUGUGCCGAGGGUUUCGUGCUGAGAGGAGCUGACACAGUUCGGUGUGCCGAUGUGGGACAGUGGACAGCGCCAGCCCCAGUCUGUCAAGCUUUGCACUGCCAGGAUCCUCCAGCUCCAAAAGGGGCCCAAGUGCACUGCUUCGGCCCCUUUGGUGCCUCCAGAUACCAGUCUACCUGCAGCUUCACCUGUGACGAGGGCUUAGUCCUGGUGGGAGCAGGCGAGCUACGAUGUCUGGCUGCCGGGAACUGGAGCGCCGCUGCUCCAGAAUGCCAAGCCGUUGCCUGCACACCACUGCUAAGCCCUCGGAAUGGGACAAUGACCUGUGUUCAACCUCUGGGAGAUUCCAGUCUUAAGUCUACAUGCCAAUUCACCUGUAAUGCGGGAUUCUCUUUAUCUGGACCAGAAAGAUUGGAUUGUACUCCAUCCGGACACUGGACAGGUUCCCCGCCAGUGUGUGAAGCUGUCAAAUGCUCCAAGCUGCACAUUAUUGAGCCAAUACUGAUGAACUGCUCCAACCCUUGGGGAAAUUUCAGCUAUGGAUCAGCCUGCACCUUCCAUUGUCCAGCAGGUCAGCUGCUUAAUGGCUCAGUAAAAACAGCAUGUCAAGAGAAUGGCCAGUGGUCGACUACAAUGCCAACCUGCCAAGCGGGACCACUGACUGUCCAGGAAGCCCUGACAUACUUUGGUGGAGCAGUGGCCUCUCUGACAGGUUUGGCGAUGGGCUGGACACUCCUGGCUCUGCUAAGAAAGCGUUUCAAACGAAAAGAUGAUGGGGAAAGCCCUUUGAACCCUCAAAGCCACCUGGGAACAUAUGGAGUUUUUACAAAUGCUGCAUUUGACCCGAGCCCUUAA